AAACCAGUUCAGUCAUUCAGCAUAAAAGAUGUGUUUGGGUUAGGCCUGAAGCAAAUUGGUCUGGCUUUGGAAGCCUUCAGCCUCUUCUGAGGGAAUGGCUCUGUUUUUUAUGAGAUUUACUCCAUAAUUUGUGAUUUCAGAGCUUGUCUUUGCUUUGGUUUGGUUUUCAUUAACACCUCAGACAUCAUCAGCACCUGGUGAAUGUGUGGUACCUUCAUGGGCUCCUUGGGCUCUUCCUAGACUACACGUGAGCCCUGGAGCUUUGUGUUCCUGGUACCAAUCCGUUGCCUGAAAAAUGCUGUUUGUUUUUCAGUUCAAAGAAGAGAUUUCUAGACGGUUUAAAGCCAAACAGGAUCAGCUGGUUCUGAUCUUUGCUGGGAAGAUCCUGAAGGAUGGAGACACGUUGAAUCAACAUGGGAUCAAAGAUGGGCUCACUGUUCACUUGGUCAUUAAGACUCCGCAGAAGGUCCAAGAUUCAACAUCUGCUGCUUCUGCCCCCAAUGCUGCUUCUGCCCCCAAUGCCAGCCCUUCUUCUCCUGCUGCCCCAUCUCAGCCCUCCACAUCCAGCAGUGCUGGCCCGGACGCAGGGAGCGGCAGCAGACGGAGCAGCGGCUCAGGGAGCGUGGGAGGGCCUGGAGAUGGAGGCCCCAACAGUGCUGCAUCCAUCCUGUCUGGCUUCGGUGGCAUCACUGGGCUGGGCAACCUUGGCAUGGGCUCUGCCAACUUCAUGGAGCUCCAGCAGCAGAUGCAGCGGCAGCUGAUGUCCAACCCAGAGAUGCUUUCCCAGAUCAUGGAGAACCCCUUGGUGCAGAACAUGAUGUCUAACCCUGACCUCAUGAGGCAGAUGAUCAUGGCCAAUCCCCAGAUGCAGCAGCUCAUGGAGCGAAAUCCAGAGAUAAGCCACAUGCUCAAUAACCCAGAGCUCAUGAGGCAGACGAUGGAGUUGGCUCGGAACCCUGCCAUGAUGCAGGAGAUGAUGCGGAACCAGGACCGUGCUUUGAGUAACCUCGAGAGCAUUCCAGGAGGAUACAACGCCCUGCGCCGGAUGUACACGGACAUCCAGGAGCCCAUGUUUAGUGCAGCCAGGGAGCAGUUUGGCAGCAAUCCUUUCUCUUCCUUGACGGGGAAUUCUGACAGCUCGAGCUCUCAGCCUUUGCGGACGGAGAACAGAGAGCCAUUGCCAAACCCCUGGAGCCCCACACCCCCUGCUUCCCAGAGUCAGGCACCCAGCAGUGAAGGGAGCACGGGCUCAGCAAGCACCCAGGGCACCCCAACUGUGUCCAACCCCUUUGGGCUGAAUGCUGCCAGCAUCGGUGCUGGCAUGUUCAACAGUCCAGAGAUGCAAGGACUCCUGCAGCAGAUUUCUGAAAACCCUCAGUUGAUGCAGAAUAUGAUCUCUGCCCCUUACAUGCGGAGCAUGAUGCAAACUCUUGCCCAGAACCCAGACUUUGCAGCACAGAUGCAGAACCCGGACUCGCUGUCCAUCCUCACCAACCCCCGCGCCAUGCAGGCCCUGCUCCAGAUCCAGCAGGGGCUCCAGACGCUGCAGACGGAGGCGCCCGGAUUAGUGCCAAGCCUUGGCUCCUUCGGCAUGCCCCGGAUGCCCCCGUCCUCCACAGGAGGAAGCACAAUCCCGGAGAACCCCGUUCCCUCUGCUUCGACGCCGGCCAGUGCCUCUCCAGCUGGGGGUGGGAACCCUCAGCAGCAGCUCAUGCAGCAGAUGAUCCAGCUGCUGGCCGGAGGAAGCUCUCAAGCGCAGAGUCCCGAAGUGCGAUUCCAACAGCAGCUGGAGCAGCUCAAUGCCAUGGGCUUCAUCAACCGCGAGGCCAACCUGCAGGCGCUCAUCGCCACCGGCGGGGACAUCAACGCAGCAAUCGAGAGACUGCUGGGCUCCCAGCCUUCCUAAGCUCUGCCCUGCUGCCCCACAGACGUCAGCACAUGCAUCCAUACACAUGCACAGGGGAUCUUUCCGGAAAGCCCGCCAUCAUUUUCAUAUCUGACAGCUGUCCAUGUAUUUAAAAACAAAAAGAUACAGCUUAACCCUGACCUUCCUACUAAGUUAAGAUUUCAUGUUGAAAUGCUCUUUAACUGGCUUGUAUGUGGAUUCCAGUUCUCAUCGUGGCCACAGAGACUUCAGAUGUGUAUUUUUUCCUAAAUAUGCCCUGUCUCAGACACUCUUCUCUCUCUCUCUAGAUGGUAGAGGCGAUACUUCUAGUUACUUACCUGAAUGAUUGUGUUUUGAGUAGCUUGAUUUUAACUGUACAUGAUUCCUUCCCCUAGCCCUCCUUUCAGGCAAAUAUUUAAAAAAUUGAGCCAAGUUUGGGGAUUGGUUAUUUCUCUCAGUGUCUUAUUGGGAAUGGAUCAAAAGAAAAAAUUGAAAUUACCUGAGAAUUUCUGAUGUCAUUUGUCUUAAUGUUUCCUGGGAUGAACCGAGCCCAUGUCCCUCACUCACAGGUGCCUCCAAUCUCCUGGUAGAGGGUUAAUGGGUGAGAAACCUGCAUUUGAAGUGUGGCCUCUUUACAUCUUGGGGGUGGUGUAAUGGAGCCCAGGGGUGUGCAGUGACCAGGUGUGCUGUUCUUGAGCUUGAGUUGAAGGUGCUGUGCAGAUGAAGGUGUUUGGAAGGUGUUUGGUUCUGCCCAAGUCGUGUGGUUCCUGGUCAGAGGUGUCCAGGGGCAUCGACUCCUGUGCUCAGUGGGUUCAUUUGUACAAGUGUGAAAAAAACUAAAAAGGAAAUGGAAAAAUAAGCUAACGGUCUUUUCGCUUCACUGGAAAAUGUUGGAAGUUCAUGUUCCUCCCAGUUUAGAUCCAUCCUCCACCCCUCUUCCAUUCUGGUGUGUUUGAAUGCUCAGACUGUCCAAGAGCCUCCCCAGGACCAGCAGGGUGGUAUUUCCCAGGAGCCUCCAUGGCUGUGUAAUUUGCAUACACCAUUUUUAUCAAAAGGAAAAUAAAUGCGCACAACCAUCUGUC
Melospiza melodia melodia is the source of this 2967-nucleotide messenger RNA. It is a transcript of the gene UBQLN4, whose product is annotated as ubiquilin 4. Gene Ontology annotation, cellular component: cytosol. Gene Ontology annotation, biological process: ubiquitin-dependent protein catabolic process. Bases 296 to 1906 code for a protein of 536 amino acids. Gene Ontology annotation, molecular function: polyubiquitin modification-dependent protein binding. Lineage: Eukaryota; Metazoa; Chordata; Aves; Passeriformes; Passerellidae. The transcript has 9 exons. The record is from RefSeq and is a predicted model, not a curated record.